CCCUCACCAAAUAUGCUUCUCUUCUUGACAGUCGGCAAGUUAACGGCACCGAAAUAUCGGAAAAAAUCAUCUUUUCCAUAACGGUUUGUGAACAAGAGUAUUUAUGUUCGUGCUGGGCGAUGCACGGGCUCCGUGUAAACUCUAACCCUCGACGCUGUGAAGGCUUUUGAAUAGAUAGAAAAGGCGCUGACAGCUCAUCCUCAUCUUAUCGUUUCACCGGUACCUCAUUUAGGUUAGUGUAACGUUAAAAAUGCUAGCUAACUGAGAUAAUUUAUCAAGUGAAGUUAUAGAGAAGAACCGUUUUCGUACCGAGUGAACUCGACGAAUGUGUUGGUGGUGAAAAGUCGGGUUUGUAAGCUAACCGGCUUCUGGUAGCGUUUGCUUUCAUACCGGCUGAAAUGGAGGGACAUGUGACGUGGUAGUCAGGGCUCGAGAUAACCGGUGGAGUCAAGUUCUCUUCGACUGAGUUCUCUGUCUGUUAACUGUGGAGCUAGUAGCACUGAGUGUGAGGCUAUUCAGGAGGCGAAUAGUAUUGGACACCCAUGAUGCACCAGCAGGGCUCGUUGAUGCCCCCGCUUCUUGGUGAUGUAUUCUGCCAGUGCCGAGCGGGUGAGACCCACCGGGGGGUCGACCCAGGCGGCGGAGGCGGGCGCGCCGCAGACCCGUCCUCAGCUGCCCCGUCUAAACCAGUGCCUGUGGCUGGGGACUGGCACUCGGAUUCCGGUCAGUCAGCGCAUCCGUGUGACAUAUGUGGAGGACCUGAGCAGGAGCACAGACUCAAAGUGUUGUUCCAGGUCCUGGAUGUGAACGGUGAUGGAGGAAUCUGUAUCAACGACCUCACCAUCGGGCUGAAGAAGUUAGGAGUACACCGCACCGAGCAUGAGCUCAUGAAAAUAGUAAAAGCAGGAGACAAAGACCUGGAUGGACAGUUAGACUUUGAGGAGUUUGUCCAUUAUCUGAGAGACCACGAGAAGAAGCUCCGGCUGGUCUUCAAGAGUCUGGACAAGAAGAACGAUGGCCGGAUUGACUCUCAAGAAAUCAUGCAGUCCCUGCGUGACCUGGGAGUGAACAUCUCUGAGGAGCAGGCUGAGCAGAUUCUCAAAAGAAUAAGGAGGGGUCAUAUCUGGGCCCCUAUCUUGUAUAUGGAUAAAAAUGGCACAAUGACGAUUGACUGGAAUGAGUGGCGGGAUUACCACCUCCUGCAUCCAGCUGACAACAUUCCUGAGAUCAUCCUCUACUGGAAACACUCCACGAUCUUUGAUGUUGGAGAGAGUUUGAUGGUGCCUGAUGAGUUCACAGAAGAAGAGAAGAAAACAGGAAUGUUGUGGCGACACCUUGUGGCCGGAGGAGGAGCUGGUGCUGUGUCACGAACCUGCACAGCACCACUGGACCGGCUUAAAGUACUCAUGCAGGUUCACUCCUCUAAGAGCAACAGCAUGCAGAUCACUGGAGGUUUUGUCCAGAUGAUCCGGGAGGGUGGUGUUAGGUCACUAUGGCGAGGCAACGGCAUUAAUGUCAUCAAAAUCGCCCCUGAGUCUGCUAUUAAGUUCAUGGCCUACGAACAGAUAAAACGAUUAAUAGGAAGUAACCAUGAGACGCUGGGCAUCACAGAGAGACUUGUGGCGGGCUCUCUGGCCGGAGUCAUCGCUCAGAGUAGCAUCUAUCCCAUGGAGGUGUUGAAGACACGGUUAGCGCUGAGGAAGACGGGCCAGUACUCUGGCAUCUUGGAUUGUGCCAAACAAAUCUGUCAAAAAGAGGGCAUAGCCGCUUUCUACAAGGGCUACGUGCCCAACAUGCUGGGCAUCAUCCCGUAUGCUGGCAUCGACCUGGCUGUCUACGAGACUCUAAAGAAUUCCUGGCUGCAGCGCUUCGCCAUAGACAGCCCUGAUCCGGGAGUGUUUGUGCUCCUGGCUUGUGGCACCACUUCCAGCACGUGUGGCCAGCUGGCCAGCUACCCACUGGCGCUGGUCAGGACUCGGAUGCAGGCACAAGCUACCCUGGAAGGGGGCCCUCAGAUGAACAUGACAGCCCUGUUCAGGCACAUCAUCAGGACUGAGGGACCCAAGGGACUCUACCGAGGCCUGGCACCCAACUUCAUGAAGGUGAUUCCAUCUGUCAGCAUCAGCUACGUGGUCUACGAGUACCUCAAGAUCGCUCUGGGGGUCCAGUCAAAGUGAGGAGGGAAAUCAAGAGGCCAAAGGGUUGUUUUUGUUCUUCUUCUUUCUUUUGAGCUAAAGAUUGACUGAGUUGGGCUCUAAGAAACAAGCAGCUGACAUUCAACAUAUUGACAUCAAAUAAUGAAAUUCCAGGGUUUAAAGGAUAACCAUGAGAUGAUGUGAAUGAUGAGGAAUGAGAGCUCGAAAGCAGAGAGGCUGAUGAAGACUUUCUAGAUGCAGGGAAACUUGACUGAAGUUGCUCUUAUUCAAGUAUGUCUAUAGGCAAUCCAGGAGUGCUUCAACACCCGUUGAUCUUGGAUUAGAAAGACAAAAGUUUACAUUGAAUUCAUUGAGGUAGCUCACUGGGGGACCAGUAAAAUGACAAUGAAUGAAUCUUUAUCUUGAAGGGCUUUGCUAAUGCAGAUCACAAAUCCUCUCAACCUGAUUCAUGGUCUCGAUUUGAUACUGUGUUGGCUUUUAAGCUUUGUCUCUUGCUGUCUUGCCGCUGAAACAAAGCCAAAAUGUUGCUGCUCAAUGAAAAAUAUACAGUCACUGUAUAGACUAACUAGGAUCAUUUAAUUUAUGUGUACAAAUUCUGAAAUCAUACUGAAAUCGAGACCAUGAAUUAGUAAAAGGGUUUCUUUUUCUCCAUGAUACCUCCUGCACUCCAUAAAUGUGGCAACUACAGGAUAAUAACUUUCAUUUUGUUUCACUGCUUGUUCAGCUGCUUUAAAGACAUUUGGUUUUAUUCAGUCAUUUGCUCAAAGAAGCGAGAUGUGACCACAAGCAGAAGACAAGGAAGAUGUCCCCUGAUGAUGGGAAUCAACAUCACUUUAUGUUUAAAGGCAUAGUUUUGAUUUUUUAAAGCUGGGUUGUAUGAAGUACUUAUCCAUAUAUAUCCACUUAUCAGUUUCGUACCUUCAGUACAUGAUGGUCAGCUUCCUUUUAUUUGGAGACAGAAGCUCAGCAAUGUAGUACUGCUGAUGAGGUGGUCAGCAAAACCUUUUUAGUCUUUUAAAAAACACCUACCUAAAACAACCAGAAUCAGUCAAAGAGGGUGUUAUAUUGAGAAUAUUUUUAUUGCUUUGCCUUGCUGUCAGACAGUCCUUUCCUUUGGCACUACAUUUUCUCAACUGUUGAACUUCUGUAUUGAAACGCAAAAGUGAAACUGUGCUGCGCAAUGUGUCUCAUGGCAAGUCAGCUGUUUGGGUCAGACUUUCAACCAUUUAUGGAAAAGACAACAAAUACAAGAAAAUAAAAAAUGAGGGAUUAUGACAGCAACAACGUGUGAAGACAAAAGAAUACCUUAAUGUACCAAAGUAUACAGACGAACUUUGCAGUGAGAGACUGAGCGGGCCAACAGAGAGUGAUGCAUUUGAAUAUGAUAGUUUUGCAGCUGGCGAAAUGUAUUGCCAACAGAAAGCGCUGUUGGACGGCUGCUAAGGUGGUGAAAAUAUUCCAAUAUAAUGUGCACUUGAUGCACUGAUGUUGAUUUUUUUUUUAAGUGAUACAUUUCUUUUUAGUUGGCUAAAAUAUAUUUUGUUGCUGUCCCCAUCUACAGCAGUAUAUUUCUUAACUUCCAUGGUGGUACUUAUGUGUGCUCUUCCAAACUGGAGGUUAACUGUUAUCUACUGUAGUCUUGGGCAAUAUGAAUAUUUCACACCUUCCUUAAAUUUCUCUAGGGUAUAACCCGAUGCUACUUAAUUUCAGCUUGUAAGAUUAACAAAUACGCAAUAGAAACCCACAAAAUGUUAAGAAAAGGAACAUUUGCACAGCUAUUUCCUUGAUUAAACAGAGAAAUACAAUAGUACAAUUGAAUUCAACUUUCUCUCUGUCACAGAAGACUGAUGAGGCCUAAUUGCCUUCAUGAGUUCAAAAGAAAGACAAGCACCUGUAUUUAUUAUGGUAUUGAAAAACAUACCUUCAGGAUUUCUAAAUACCCUAGUAUACUGUAAUACUGUGGUACCUCCCAAGUCUAAUCUGCUGUAUGCAAUACACUGACUGUGGAUAAAUACCUCAUACAACCCCACUUCAAAUCAUCUGAACUAUUCCUUUAACAACACAGAGGCAGUAUUAUCAAGGGAAACUGAAUAUGGGCUGUCACAAAUAUCUGAUCCCUAAACUUGUCAGAUUACCAACGUCUUAAAUUGACACAGCAUAUUCUGUCAGAGUCUAUGACAUGUAUCAGUGCUUAAAUAUAUCUUUUCAGAAUUAACAGAGUACAGUUUGGAGGUUAGUGUCCCUCCUAAAACUGUGCACAGAGGUCUCUGUGCAAUACACCUCCUUAAUUUCUGUAGUGUUCAGUAUAUCAGUUUUCAUGCGUUCACCUUUAAACCAGUUUUCCCUCUCUGCAGAUCUGACACGAGUCACCAGGAAAAUGUAACUGUAUUAUCUGGAUCUCACAUUUUCCAUUCUUGUUCGAUGUCAAUAAGUAUUCCUUUAAGUCACAUGGCAGGACAUCGGAGCAGAGGCGGCACUCUCAGCCUGACUGAUGCCUGUGUCACAUGAGACACAGAUUCCCAUGAGUGCCUCUCUUACUUAAAUGCACUUAAACACUAGAAGAGGUGGAUUCUGUGGAGCGUCGAAUGCACUUUAAGGUACUCUGCUUUAAUUCCUGUUUUUUUUUUUUUUGUUGUUGUUUUUUAUUUUAUUUUAUUGACGUAUUUAUGUAUUUAUUUUACAAAAGAGGAUUCAUGACUGAAUAUGUUAUCCAUUGGUUAUGCUGAAUAUAUAAUAUUAGGUGUCUUUUAAUUUCAGAGUCAUCUGUGGUCUUAGUGAAUAACUGAGGCAAAGAACUGGUUUGUUUUGAGUGAUAGACACAACUAAUAUGGUUUAAAAUUCAAAAAGCCUCAAAUAUAUGGAAGCCCAAAGUGGCCAGUACUAAAUGAAACAAUCAUAUGAGUAAACUGUCAAAUAUUUAAAUGAACCAACAUUUUGUGAAAUAAUUGAAGAAAUUA
Plectropomus leopardus (leopard coralgrouper) is the source of this 5113-nucleotide messenger RNA. It is a transcript of the gene slc25a25b, whose product is annotated as solute carrier family 25 member 25b. Gene Ontology annotation, cellular component: mitochondrial inner membrane. The record is from RefSeq and is a predicted model, not a curated record. Gene Ontology annotation, biological process: transmembrane transport. Lineage: Eukaryota; Metazoa; Chordata; Actinopteri; Perciformes; Serranidae. Gene Ontology annotation, molecular function: calcium ion binding.